Molecule: messenger RNA, 866 nt
Organism: Quercus lobata
Lineage: Eukaryota; Viridiplantae; Streptophyta; Magnoliopsida; Fagales; Fagaceae
Product: ATP-dependent helicase/nuclease subunit
Exons: 3
Coding region: 145-339 (64 amino acids)
Source: RefSeq, a predicted model, not a curated record
GAUUAAGCCGUUCCAGUACUAACUAACAUCAAGGAACUCGAAGACUCCACAAUCCACAGUGACCAGUCUCAAACAUUCGGUGGACCGCUUAAAAUUUAAAUCUGAGCCGUCACUUUCCCGAGAAAAUCGAGAGAGAGCAAAAAAAUGGUGAGUGGUCCUUCUCGGAAAUGGGCCUAUGUUCGGAUCAUCACCGGCACUAUUCUCGGUGGCGUUCUCGGCUUCUACGUCACGCACCGCCUCGAAAUUAGCUAUAAGGAGAAAAUGAAUGAGAGAUUGAAAAAGUAUGAAGCUGAAUUGAAGAAUAGAGAGAAGAUGGAGGAGCUUGAAGAAUCCCUUUAGCCAUGUAGUCUACUUGAAUUUUUGUAGUUUUUUUUUUUUUUUUUUUUUUUGUGGGUCUUGUUUGGUAGCUGAGAAAAUGUGGGAAAGUUGGAAGAAAUAAAAUUUUGGAAUCUUUUAUGUUUUAUGUUGUUGUCUCAACUAAACUAUAAGCUUUGUUUAUAGUGUUUGUUUCAGAAACCCUUUUUUUGGGCAAAAACAGCAUCUUUGUUUGUGUGUGUGUGUUUUGGAAAUAUGAAGGACUAGGGCACAAGCUUUGAGGGAGGAGAUCAAGAGGGCUUGCUAUGUUGCUGGGUUGAAGCAAUUGCAUCAGACUGAAAACUAAGAAGGAGAUCUUUACUCAAGUGAAUCCCUAAUAAAAUCGUGUCAAGCUAUUUGAAGACGCAUUGAUGUGACUGUCCAGUGUGGCAUCAUUGCUGAAAUCUCAAUGUCAAUUCAGUGAACUUGUGAUUGGAUGUCAUGUAUUUUAGAAUUAAAAAAGAAAAAAAUAUUUCUCGAUUUAAACCUCAUUGUGAUGCUUUAAGUUUCUA